AUGAAGCCCACUGUCGUCUUUCCAGUGGCGUUGACGUGCGGAACUUCAAAGCCCAUUGACUUGGACUUUCUGAUGGAUACCAUUCUUGAUAUGAAGACGGUUUUGCAGCAUGGCCUACAUGAUGGCAAUGAAACAUUCCAAGUCACUCUGAGAUGCAUAGUGUGUGAUGCUCCUGCGAGGGCCAUGCGAGGCGAAUAUUUUGGGACGAUUACCUACCAAGAAAUCGAGAACCUGGUUCCACGGACAGAUGCCUCAUUUCGCAGUCAGACUUAUGCAGAACACCACCAUGAUGGUGAUCCAUCCCCCUUCUGCCAGUUACCUAUUGAUAUGGUGAAAACCUUCCCAGUAGAUUACAUGCACCGCUUAGGCACCAUGAAGAGGCUUCUCCUUGUCUGGAUUAGAGCUGAUGAAGUGAGGGAGCAUGGAUCAUUGGAUGCAUGUGCAGCUUUCCCUUUCGAGAACUUCAUGCACAAGAUGAAGAAACUUGUGAGAUCAGGAAAAAGGCCCUUGGCACAAGUUGUCAAACGGCUUAGUGAAAGGAGCAAGAAGACAGAGCUUGAACUGAAGGACAGUCCAAAAAAUACCUUCUGCUAUUGGCCAAAGCCAAAUCCUACCCACUCCAGAAUCCGGAGAGCUGAGAUUCCUGACAAAGAAGUCUGGGAUAGGCUACCAAUUCGGGUUUUCAGGAAAACAUUGACUGAAGACUUUGACAAGGCCCUUCAAUAUGAAAAACAAGCUGAAAUGUUUUCGAGCCCAGAGGAAGAAGAAAUAUCAACCAAACGUAGUCACAUCACCCCUGAAUGUUAUAGAAACGAUGAGGAAGAUGUGUUUGAUGCUGACGACGAAGAGGAAAUUCGGCCAAAAAAGAAGUGCAGAAAAGAGAAAUCACAGAUCCUCAUCCAGGCACCCCCACUGCCAGUGCUCCCACCAUUGAACUUUCCAAUCUCCAGCGAGUACCAGACCACUUCAGCCAGUACCAGCCAAUACUACACCACUCCAAGGCAUCCAGGCCGACCUCACAGCCCAGCGAGAAGCAGCACUUACAGGCUCAGUCCAGACAGGAAUCAUGCAUCUAGCUCAAGCCAGUACCAAACCACUCCAGCCAGUAUGAGUCAGUACCAGACCACUCCAAGAAGCAGCAGGAAUGCCCUUGAAAGUGAACUUUUCCAGUUAAACAUGAAAGUUCAAAAACUAGUUGAGAACCAGGGAGAACUGAUGCGCAUGCUGAGAGGGCUGGCAGCACAGUCUGUGGGGCCAGAAGCUGUGGAUGUUCAAGAUCUCAUUGAGAAGCCUUUCGAGACUCUUGAGCAGCUUAAGACCUUCAGUGAACAGCUCGACACUGAUCUUCUGCUCAGAAAGCAGCUGGUGAAAGCUCUUACUGCUCUUGGUGGGCAGAAUUUGGCAGACACAGUGAGGACAAUGCUGAGGAAAAUUGCCACAAACAAAGUCCUGGAGCAGCUUGGUCUCCGUGGAAAGACAGGCAAAGUGGCAUUUGAGGACUUGCCCUUUUACAGAAUAAUAAUAAAGGCAUGCAGGGGUGUUCACAAACAGACGACCACAGCUGAAGUAGAUUGUGAGCUUGGAGAGGUCCUGAAACUGGCCACUUUUCGAAAGGGAGGUUCAAAGUUUGAGGAGAAGAGGAGGAAUUAAGAGGAAGCGACGGCGAAGAAGGGCAAAGGGAGGUGUACAAAGGAAAUGGACAGUGAGAUGAGUGACCAGAGGGGGGGGUUACCCACAUAUGCGGUCCUCUCCAAGGUUUCUCAUAGUCAUUCACAUUGACGUCCCACUGGGGAAGCGACGGCGAAGAAGGGCAAAGGGAGGUGUACAAAGGAAUAGGACAGUGAUAUGAGUGACCAGGAAGCGACGGCGAAGAAGGGCAAAGGGAGGUGUACAAAGGGAAUGGACAGUGAGAUGAGUGACCAGGAAGUGAAGAAGAAGAAAACAGGGAAAGGGAAAAGAACCAAGCAAACGCCAGUGAGACCAGUGAGCAUUGAGCAGGAAGAGAACCAACAAGAAGGGGCAGGAGUACACUGACGCGCACGACCAAGACCACAGCAUUCCAUUUCUAUUGUAUUAUAAUUAUCACUAAUAAAGAAUUAUUGUUGAA
This is a messenger RNA of Nerophis lumbriciformis (worm pipefish), 2107 nucleotides long. Lineage: Eukaryota; Metazoa; Chordata; Actinopteri; Syngnathiformes; Syngnathidae. The record is from RefSeq and is a predicted model, not a curated record.